AUGCUUGCGCAAACACUCUUCAGCUCCUUGUUGGAGCUUGCUAAGAGAGAUGAGGAAGACCCCGACGCUUCGGACCCCCCGAAGCAGGAAAACAACGCAUCAUGGGCCAUCUUCAUUCUGAUUGUGCUGCUAAUUGUGGCUUUCUGCACGAGCUACAUCAUGCAGCAGCGGAAAAUUACAGCCAUCCAUGAGACUGUCGUGUCCAUCUUUGGCGGCAUGAUUGUUGGCCUGGGCCUCCGGAUCUCAGGUUUCGACUCGAUCCGCGACCUUGUCAACUUCAACUACCAAUACUUCUUCAACCUCCUUCUUCCUCCCAUCAUCCUGUCAUCGGGCUACGAACUACAUCAGGGCAACUUCUUCCGAAACAUCGGCACCAUUUUGACUUUUGCAUUCGCUGGAACAUUCAUCUCUGCCGUUGUUAUCGGAGUGCUGCUCUGGAUCUACACGGCCAUAUCCCCAGAGGGGCUUGACGUCUCUUGGAUCGAUGCGAUCUCCGUCGGUGCUACCUUGUCCGCCACGGAUCCUGUGACCAUCCUGGCCAUCUUCAAUACCUUCAAGGUCGACCCUAAGCUCUACACUAUCAUCUUUGGCGAGUCUAUUUUGAACGACGCUGUCGCCAUUGUCAUCUUCGAGUCGGCCCAAAGUGCGGGAACCAAGGGUGGGGGGAUUGGAAUUUUCAGCAUGCUCCAUGGAAUCUGGUACUUCUUGUCCGAGUUCUUUGGCAGUUUGAGCAUCGGUGCCAUUGUUGGUGUCGCAACUGCCCUCGGCCUGAAAUAUACCUAUGUCCGGAGAUAUCCCGGCAUUGAGACGUGCCUGGUCGUCCUGAUCGCCUAUGCGACGUAUUUUUUUGCGCAAGCCAUUAGCAUGUCUGGCAUCGUCGCCCUGCUGUUCUGCGGCAUCACCCUCAAGCACUAUGCCUACUUCAAUAUGUCGCGCCGGACACAGCUGGCCACCAAGUACAUCUUCCAGGUUCUUGCGCAAUUGUCCGAGAACUUUAUCUUCAUCUAUCUUGGACUUGCACUGUUUACCGAGAAGAAUUUGGUCUAUCAGCCGCUUCUCAUCAUCGUUACUGUUCUCGCCGUGUGCGCAGCCCGAUGGGUGGCUGUCUUCCCCUUGUCCCGAGCUAUCAAUUGGUUCAUCCGCUAUCGAGCCCGUCGUCGCGGUAUGGAAGCUGGGGAUGAGCUGCCAUAUAGCUACCAAGUAAUGCUCUUUUGGGCCGGUCUUCGUGGUGCCGUCGGGGUUGCCUUGUCUGCUUUGUUCACCGCCAAGGAGACCCAAGCGCUACAGGCCACUGUUCUCGUCGUUGUCGUGUUGACGGUCAUUAUCUUUGGUGGUACCACAGCUCGAAUGCUUGAGAUCCUUGGCAUUCGCACGGGUGUUGCUGAUGAUAACGACUCGGAUGACGAAUUCGACAUCGAGGCCAUUGGUGGUGGAGGAGUCUACAAGCGCACCGACACCGGCGUUGGCUACACUCCCCAUACCGGUCGGGGUGGCGCUGCUCUGCCCCUGAACAACGUGGGCCCAAGUGGAAGCGCGUCCGGAGACAGAAGAGGUCGCAACGGUUGGGCCUCAGGGCACCACUCCCCCAAUGCCGGCAGCCGCAGCCGUAAGAGCCCCCGACUGGGCGCGUCCCACAACGAAUAUGAGCGGACCGACCUGCUCGGUCCAACCUCCUCUACAGGCGGCAGCAGCGUCGAGUCCGACUUUGGCAGCGACAUCGACAUCUCGGACCUGCCGCCUCCCGCCAACAACUCCCGCACCAGGUCGAUUCCUAGUCCCCUGCUGGGUCCCAGCUCUGCGGCGACGCCAAGUAGUGGUACCCAGGCUGCCGGAGGUUCGUCGACGACAGGCCAGCAGCCCCUCACGGCCACGGCCGCCAUUCGGCAGUUGCUUAGUGCUGAGAAUCCUACGGCACUACUGAGGCAGCUGGAUGAGGAGGUUAUUAAGCCGAAGCUGUUGCUGGAUGCUGGGAGUGGGCGUGGUGGACCUGGAGGGUCUGGCUCUCAUUGA
Molecule: messenger RNA, 2010 nt
Organism: Thermochaetoides thermophila DSM 1495
Lineage: Eukaryota; Fungi; Ascomycota; Sordariomycetes; Sordariales; Chaetomiaceae
Product: putative sodium/hydrogen exchanger protein
Exons: 5
Coding region: 1-2010 (669 amino acids)
Biological process (GO): proton transmembrane transport; vacuolar acidification; sodium ion transport
Cellular component (GO): early endosome; late endosome; fungal-type vacuole membrane
Molecular function (GO): sodium:proton antiporter activity
Source: RefSeq, a predicted model, not a curated record